This is a messenger RNA of Balaenoptera acutorostrata (minke whale), 1460 nucleotides long. RefSeq names its product TNF alpha induced protein 6 (gene TNFAIP6). Gene Ontology annotation, biological process: negative regulation of inflammatory response; cell adhesion. The transcript is spliced from 6 exons. The coding region runs from base 88 to 921 and encodes 277 amino acids. The record is from RefSeq and is a predicted model, not a curated record. Gene Ontology annotation, molecular function: hyaluronic acid binding. Lineage: Eukaryota; Metazoa; Chordata; Mammalia; Artiodactyla; Balaenopteridae.
CAGAUGUUUCAGACACAUUUCAGCCUCUGCUCUGGGAAUUUAUCCUGAGCAGCCCCUAACAGGCUAUUCCUUCUCUACAACUGAGAUAUGGUCAUCUUAAUUUACUUAUUUGUCUUGCUGUGGGAAGAGGCUCACGGAUGGGGAUUCAAGAAUGGAAUUUUUCAUAACUCCAUAUGGCUUGAACAAGCAGCAGGCGUGUACCACAGAGAAGCACGGUCUGGCAAGUACAAGCUCACCUACGCAGAAGCGAAGGCGGUGUGUGAAUAUGAAGGUGGCCAUCUUGCUACCUACAAGCAGUUAGAGGCAGCCAGAAAAAUUGGAUUUCAUAUCUGUGCUGCUGGGUGGAUGGCCAAGGGCAGAGUUGGAUACCCCAUUGUGAAGCCAGGGCCCAACUGUGGAUUUGGAAAAACCGGUAUUAUUGAUUACGGAGUCCGUCUGAACAGAAGUGAAAGAUGGGAUGCUUAUUGCUACAACCCACAUGCAAAGGAGUGUGGUGGUGUCUUCACAGAUCCAAAGCAAAUUUUUAAAUCUCCAGGCUUCCCAAAUGAGUAUGAUGAUAACCAAAUCUGCUACUGGCACAUUAGACUCAAGUAUGGUCAGCGUAUUCACCUGAGUUUUUUGGACUUUGACCUUGAAGAUGACCCAGCUUGCUUGGCUGACUAUGUUGAAAUAUAUGACAGUUACGAUGAUGUCCAUGGCUUUGUGGGCAGAUACUGUGGAGAUGAGCUUCCAGAAGACAUCAUUAGUACAGGAAAUGUCAUGACCCUGAAGUUUCUAAGUGAUGCUUCAGUGACAGCAGGAGGUUUCCAAAUCAAAUAUGUUGCAGUGGAUCCUCUAUCCAAAUCCAGUCAAGGAAAGAAUACAAGUACUACUUCUCCUGGAAAUAAAAACUUUUUAGCUGGAAGAUUUAGCCAUUUAUAAAGCAAAGAAAGACAUUCCAUAUUUAUGUUUCUAUCUUUUGGAGCCCCUUUGAUCUCACUUUUAUAUUAUUAUUAUUAUUAACAUUUAUUUAUUAUUUUUCUAAAUGUGAAAGCAAUACCUGAUAAUUUGGGAAAAAUUGGAAAAUAAAGAAAACUUUAAAUGAGAGAAUAAAAUCUCCCAUAAUACCAUUGCAUAAAAAUAACAAGCAUUAUUAACAUUCAUAUAUUUUUCUUUUAGUCAUUUUUUGAUUUGUGGUAUAUGUAUAUAUGCAUCUAUAUGUAUUUGUAUUUCAAAUUUUGGAGUGCUGCUCUAUGUACAAUUUGAUAUCUUGGAUUUUUUACCAUUGAACUUUAUGGUGUACACGUUUUCCCCUAUCAUUGAGUAUUCUGCAAAAACAUGAUUUUGAACAUGAUUUCAUUUACGGUAUUCUGUAAACUGUCCAUGCUAUGAUUGUUCCAUACUUUAUGUAAACCUGUCUCCAUUGUGGGAAUUAUAGGUAGUUUUCAUAAAUAUUGUUUCAAUAAACAUCCUUGGACAUA